This is a messenger RNA of Anguilla anguilla (European eel), 1072 nucleotides long. RefSeq names its product ras homolog family member Q (gene rhoq). The record is from RefSeq and is a predicted model, not a curated record. Gene Ontology annotation, biological process: small GTPase-mediated signal transduction; cortical actin cytoskeleton organization. Gene Ontology annotation, molecular function: GTP binding; GTPase activity. NCBI's taxonomy places the organism in Eukaryota, Metazoa, Chordata, Actinopteri, Anguilliformes, Anguillidae. The transcript has 5 exons. Bases 414 to 1031 code for a protein of 205 amino acids.
UCGCAAGCCAGCUCGAGUUGGCAUCAGUGACAGUGAAGUAAGACUGGGGCUAAAGUGGAAGAAGUAGAACGAGCAACGAGGCAGGGACAGGCAGAAGUAGCGUGUCGUGCAUGGACAGGGACGGCAGAUAGAGGUGGGCUUGGCGGGGGUAAAAGGCGAUGCUGUGAUCGUGGAGAGUUUUAGUUUAGGUCUCACAGAAGAACGGCGGCAUGUGCGGAGUGUGUAUGCUGCCUUGAGCGGGGGAAGGAAACCCCUUCACUGCCAAAUUUGGCAACCAGGGAGGAGAAAUGCCAUUUUCAGUUGUUUUGCUGCGGAGCGCAGACGGAUAGGGGCGCUGGUGAUGCUUGCCCGUUGGGGAUCGCCGCUUUGCUAAGGAAAACUGGGCGGCUGAGGAUGUUGAUUUUGUGCGAAUCAUGGCAAAUGGAACUGGCACAAUUAUGCUGAAAUGCGUGGUCGUUGGCGACGGUGCUGUAGGCAAAACUUGUCUGUUAAUGAGCUAUGCCAACGACGCUUUCCCCGAGGAGUAUGUCCCCACAGUGUUUGAUCAUUACGCAGUGAGUGUCACUGUUGGAGGGAAGCAGUACCUACUAGGACUAUAUGACACUGCUGGGCAGGAAGACUAUGAUCGCUUGAGGCCUUUAUCCUAUCCCAUGACCGAUGUCUUCCUCAUCUGCUUCUCCGUGGUGAACCCGGCCAGCUUCCUGAAUGUGCGGGAGGAGUGGGUCCCCGAGCUAGAGGAGUAUGCCCCCAGCGUCCCCUUCCUGCUCAUCGGAACCCAGAUCGACCUUCGAGAUGACCCAAAAACCAUCGCCAAACUCAACGACAUGAAGGAGAAACCCAUCACGACAGAGCAGGGUCAGAAACUGGCCAAGGAGAUAGGCGCCUGUUGCUAUGUGGAGUGCUCGGCUCUGACGCAGAAGGGGCUCAAGACGGUCUUCGACGAAGCCAUCAUCGCCAUCCUCACGCCGAAGAAGAGCGCGCUGAAGAGACGGCUGGGGUCGCGCUGCAUCAACUGCUGCCUCAUCACGUGAGAGGGACGGAGAGAGAGAGCGACAGACAGCGAGAGAGGAGG